AGGACGCAGGAGAAGGCUUCUCUUCCCUGUGGCCACUGCUGCCCUCAGGGUGAGCUCCUCACUGGGCAUCUCCUCCAGGACCCUGCUGGCACCUGGACAGGUGCUGUUGAGAUGGGACCAGGUGCUGUUUGAAACAGAGCUCCAAGGUGUGAGAACUGGGAAACGAGCUUUGCUACUGCAUCUCUGAACCUCAGCGUCCGCACUUGCCAUCGUGAAGAACCAGAGCCCAACGGCUGUCUGUGGAGGUCAGGUGCAAAGACCUGGGAAUUACUGUGAGUGAGCCUGGAGGUCUCCAACCCACAGAAGGAAGGUCACACACAGACUCUUUGAGAUGGACCGAGUGACCAGAUACCCCAUCUUCAGCAAACCCCACUCAGCACGUGUCACCGGCUUGGCCUUGGAUGAAGACACCAGCUACACCGUUGAGCUAGUGGGCGUGGGGCCCGAGGCUGGUUGGAGCCAGGGUGAUCUGCAGACCUGGUCCGCUGAGGACCAGACCAAGCCGGAUGUGAAGAGAGUAAGCGUGUCUUCCACCAGACGAGCCUUCCUGGGGCAGCAGUCCCCGAGGUCACUGUACUGGGAAGAUGAGGACGAGGAGACGAAAGCUUACCGCGUGGACGCCGGCAGCAAUGCCUUCUGCAGGCAGCCGAGGGACCUGGAGGCCGAGCGCUGGGCAGUCAUCCAGAGCCAGGCGGUCAGGAAGGGUGGCACAGUGGCCACACUCCAGGCUUCAUCAGACCAUAGGGACCCCAGGAUCACCAGCCAGCCCCGGUCUUCAUUCACAGAGGAGAUCUUGGUGGACACGGAGCAAAUCGAUUUCCUGGCUGCUCGACAGCAGUUCCUGAGUUUAGAGAAGGCAAACACAAAUCCGGUCACGUGGAGCCCCACAGCCAGGGAGACCUUUGCACGUACCCCACCUGGCGUCGACCAGACCCCCAAGGCCUCCCCUGGGCCCCAUGUAGCCAAUGGCUACACCACUUCAGUCACGUCACCAAUGAAGGAAGUGACCUUGGAGAAGACUUUCCAUUUCCACGCUUCCCCAGCUGGGUCCAUCCGUACAACGGAUGACCCUGGCCACCAGACCCGAGCAGAGUCCCCUGAGACCCCCAAGGAGACGCCCAUCGAGAGAGAGAUCAGACUGGCCCAGGAGCGAGAGGCGGAACUGCGGGAGCAGAGAGGGCUUGGGCGGGCUGCCGGGCAUCAAGAGCUCAUACAGAUCCCCAGCAGGCCCCUGCUCAACAAGAUGAGCUUGACAGAGACACCCCCACGAAGAGACAGGGGCCGCCCGUCCCUCUACGUGCAGAGGGACAUGGUACAAGAAACGCAACGAGAAGAAGAUCAUCGCCGAGAGGGUCUGCAGGUGGGCAGGGCGUCCACACCUGACUGGACUUCCCAGGACCCUCAGCCUGGGUUCCAGAGAAGCCUGAGCUCCGACUGCAUCCUCAGCCCAGAUGCCCGAGCUGCAGACCCAGCUCCAGAGGCAAGGAAAGUCAACCGGAUCCCACCAGAUGCCUACCAGCCAUACCUGGGCCCUGGGACCCCCAAACUAGAAUUCUCAGCCUUUGGAGUAUACAGCAAGCCAAGUGGUGUCCACUCCACAGAGGACACCAAAGCCACAGCCUUCCGGAACAACACAGAGUCUCCAAGGCAUGUUUCAGAACCCUCCAGAAGAUCUCUGAGCUCAAAACAAGAGUGGCCCAAGCCCCCUGGAAAGUCUGCCAAUGGGGGAGUUGUGAAAUUAGAGAAUUUCCACCUGCGUCCACUGCGAUUCAAGGUCCCAGAUGUCCCCCAGGAAGCUGAGACCCCCCAAACCUGGGGCUGGGAAGUGGCCGGAGGCCCUGUGUUGAGACUACAAAAGUCACAGUCAUCUGAGCUGCUGGAGAGGGAGGUGGAGAGCGUCCUGCGGAGGGAGCGAGAGGUAGCUGAAGAGCGGAGGAAUGCCUUCUUCCCAGAGGUAUUCUCCCCAGUGCUGGACCAGGAGGAGAGCCAUGAGCAUGACUCGCGCAGUUCCUCUCGGGCAUCUGGCAUCACCGGCAGCUAUUCCGUGUCAGAAUCACCGUUAUUCACGCCCAUUCACCUGCAUUCCGGCCUGGUGUGGAAGGUGGAGGCCCCAGAGGACAGUUCUCCGCCAGGACAGAAGACUAGAAAGGAGUCGUGGUAUGCAGGUAUCAACCCCUCAGACGGUGUCAACUCGGAGGUCCUGGGAGCCACGAGGGUAAAGCGACACAAGAACCUCUUGGCGGAACGCUGGGAAGCACAUAUCUAUGCCAGCGAGGAUGAGAACUGAGGCUGGAAGCAGGGGCGCCCAUUCCCCGUCCCACCCCAGUCCUGUGGAAGCUGCCAGGCCUGCCCAAGUCUCCGCCGUCAGGUCCCUAUUUAAACAGGCCCAGGCCGAUGUUUGUGGCCUGCAGUUGGCUUGGUUUUCCUGGGGUGGGCGAGUGUUUCCUGCUUAGGGGUGAUUCUCAACUGAGGCUGAAGAUGAUCCAGCCAGGCCUCUAUGUACGAAGACUUCCCCAAAUGUUCCAGGGUUUGGGGAGGUAACAAGGCUGCCCUCCGUGGGCUGGGAGGCCCUGGGAGGUGUGGCUCCAGAGCCCCCACUUACAUCCCUCAGCCCCUGAGCAAAGUGCAGAGCCUUGGAUCUCUCACAGUGCGGAAAGAAGGCUCUGUUUAGGGACCCGCCAUUCCUGUCUUGCUGACCCCAGACACAACACGUACCCUUUGUGUUUAUUUGUGAAAUAAAUCUGUCCUCAGCA
Messenger RNA from Rattus rattus (black rat), 2753 nucleotides. It is a transcript of the gene Misp, whose product is annotated as mitotic spindle positioning. The record is from RefSeq and is a predicted model, not a curated record. The transcript has 6 exons. NCBI's taxonomy places the organism in Eukaryota, Metazoa, Chordata, Mammalia, Rodentia, Muridae. The coding region runs from base 332 to 2287 and encodes 651 amino acids.